Molecule: messenger RNA, 2937 nt
Organism: Stomoxys calcitrans (stable fly)
Lineage: Eukaryota; Metazoa; Arthropoda; Insecta; Diptera; Muscidae
Gene: Ykt6
Product: synaptobrevin homolog YKT6
Exons: 2
Coding region: 260-856 (198 amino acids)
Biological process (GO): endoplasmic reticulum to Golgi vesicle-mediated transport
Cellular component (GO): Golgi apparatus
Molecular function (GO): SNAP receptor activity
Source: RefSeq, a predicted model, not a curated record
CGAUAAACGGCAACCAUUAACCAUAUUGUCAUUAGGCAUAUAGUAAAAUUAAGAAAUUAAACAUAUUUUUCGUGGAAAAUCAGGCUCAAAUAGACAAAUUAAUAGUAUUCACCAGCGAGACAUCAAAAUCUUUCAAAGGUUCCCACCAUUUAGUGAAAGUAGUAUAAGGAAGACGCCCAAAACCAACGCAUAGUUGAAAAAUAGCAAGCAACAAGAAACGCAAAAUCUCAUAAAUAGUACACUAGAAAAAAAUCUAAAAAUGGUUAAAUUAUUUGCUAUAAGUGUCUUCUAUAAAGACGUGGAGGGACGAUUGCUAAAGUCCACAUAUGAUUUACAAUCUUUCUCAUUUUUUCAAAGAGGAACGGUACAGGAGUUCAUGACUUUUGCAUCGAAGACAUUGGUAGAACGCACACAACCCGCUAUGCGCCAAUCUGUUAAACAGGAUGUAUACAUGUGCCAUGUUUAUGUGCGAACAGACAACUUGGCCGGAGUUCUUAUAGCAGAUCACGAAUAUCCUCAACGUGUUGCACAUACAUUGAUCACAAAGUUUUUGGAUGAAUUCUCUGCUAAGAUACCAGUCGAUCAAUGGAAAACUGGCACCGAGAGUAGUAUAGACUUCAAUGUAUUACCCACAUAUUUGGCCAAGUACCAAGACCCCAAAGAAGCGGAUGCCUUAACAAAAAUGCAAAAUGAUUUGGAUGAGACGAAAAUUAUAUUGAAAAAUACAAUUGAGGCGGUGCUUGAACGAGGUGAAAAACUGGACGAUAUGGUGAUAAAAUCAGAAAACCUCUCAAUACAAAGCAAAGCAUUCUACAAGACGGCCAAGAAAACGAAUUCAUGUUGUAAUUUUGGUUAAGGAAUAGAAGGUAUCUUGUAAAAGUUGUCGAAGUUGCAGGCAUAUAUAAUACAAGUCUGGAUAAAACAAAGUUAAGUGAAGUAACUAAAGAAAAAUUAGCGAGAUGAAGGGCGUACAAUUUCCGAAAAAUCUUUGUAUUUAUAUUUGUUUGGACCGAAGUGUAUUCAAAAAAGGACAAAAUUACUUUACAUUUCGGUAACAUUUUGUGAGAAAAUUUAUAGCUGCCUGUGUGUUGCUGAUUGAAUAUAUGAAACUAUUUCACUUCGGGGAAUUAUUUUUGAAAAUUUUUAUUUUCUAAUCGAAUGAGAAUAGUAACGAACGUAUUUUUCUCUAUAUACCGCUGUAGGCAACUUGAAGUUGCCUUUUAUUAAUGUAUACCAUCAGGCAUCGCAAAGUUGCACAAUACUUUUAUUUCGUAGAACUUUUAAACGUGUCCCAGUUUGUUUUGGAGUGUAAGCAAAUUUUGAGAUAGCGGUAUAAAUUUUUAGAAAAGUUUUCUUUUUAAUAUAAAAUACCACAGAUAUAUUAUAUAUAAAUUCAAAGGUAGGUAGGUAGAUUGUUCGCAUACAAUAUGAGAGUAAUGUAUAUUAGGGUUUAGAACGGUAUGGAACGUAAUUUCGUAAUGGUUGCAAGGCAUAUCAAAACAUACUUUAAUGUUCUUCGAGAAACCAUUCCAUUUAGGAUUGCACGGGAGAUCCUUUUUUUAUACUUCUGUCCCUAAGAAAUGAAACGGUGAACCAAUCAAAUGCAGAAAAUCGUUGCGAGGCAUAUCAAAUCAGGAGUGCGAUUUCAUGGAGGCUAUAUAAAGUUUUAAACCGAUUUAGACCAUACUCGCCAUGAAAGUUUAAAGUCGGAAAAAACACUACCUACUCCACGCAACCUAACUACGUUAGUCCUCUAGUCGAAAAAGUACCGGGAAAUGCUAUAGUAAUGAUUUUUCCACACCUGAUAUAUAUGGUGCCUUCAAAUUUGUUAUAAUAAUUGUUAUUAACCCAAUUGCCAUUACUGUUUUACCCAAUUUAGGAAUACUGUUUCCAUUCUCUACCACAAUUCCUAAGGUUGAAAAAAUGCAUUUAGGAUAGGAUGAUCCCUUUUUUAUUCUUCUGUCUCUAAAUAAUAAAUCGGACGCUGAACCAAUAAAAUGCAGAAAAACAGCCACUGAUCAUCAAUGAGUCAUCACCAUGUCUCUGCCUUCUAGAGUUGCUAAGGAUUAUUUCUUUGGUCCUGGUAUUAGUUUGCUUCUGCCAUAACGAGUAUCCGGUAAAUAAAUGAGUUUUAGGGUCACCGUUCAAAAUUCAACAGGCCCACGAAUAAUUAGGUUCAGCUUUUACCAGAAGUAAUUAUGUUUUUUAAUCUUUUUAUUUAAUUGAGAUUACAUUGCAGGAUAUUGUCCGGCUUUAGCAUAGCAUAGAAGUUGUUGUCCCCAUUUGUUGUUCCACCACCGUAUAAAAGCAUGGUUUUGGUCUUUUCAUCAAUUUUUCGCCAUAUUCGAUUUUUUUGAAAAAUUACUUUUCCGAUUCCCUGUCUCCUGCUAAAUUCUUUGUUUGCUUCACUUCAUUGUUCAGCUUGUAUUGUGUAUGAAAUACAGUUAAACAAUUUUGUUUAUAAUAUAGGAAAAAAAUACUUCAUUUGAUUAAAUCAAUUUAUAUUUUUAAAUUAUCUAGUUUGAUUUUAUAUAAAUAUAUAUUUUUCAUUUAAAUAGAAAAGCUUCUGUAUAAAAAUUUAUUCACCCUUAUUUCGUUUGGCGAAGGCCAAAUCGAAAUUUGGUACUUUUACAAAAUGAUAUUUUGGUUGUCGAGGACGAAAACUCUUUCACAUUUUUGGUGCCACGUUAGUCAAAUUCGAUGGAGAAUUUAAGCGAAAACGAUUAGUAUAUAAGUUAAUGACACUCUUACGUACUUCACACGUGUAUAUUUCUAUUUUUCUAUUAGCAAAUAAAUUACCUUCGAUUACGACUGCUGUCGAAUUUCGUCUUCGACAACCGAAAUAAGGGUGAUUACAAAUAUAUGCAAAGAAUACAGCAUAUAUACAGGAAAUGAAAGCAUAUACAUUAAAAAUUUUAAAAUCAAUUUGCAACUUCA